This is a messenger RNA of Sardina pilchardus (European sardine), 5851 nucleotides long. RefSeq names its product zinc finger protein 208-like. Lineage: Eukaryota; Metazoa; Chordata; Actinopteri; Clupeiformes; Clupeidae. Gene Ontology annotation, biological process: regulation of transcription by RNA polymerase II. Gene Ontology annotation, molecular function: DNA-binding transcription factor activity; RNA polymerase II cis-regulatory region sequence-specific DNA binding. The record is from RefSeq and is a predicted model, not a curated record.
GCAGCAGCAACACGUUUUAUGCUGAGUUGUCGACGCUCUAUGGAAGUUUGUUAAAACUUCGAUGACAUGUUUCUUGUCAUUGUGUUGCAGUAUGCUAUAUUCGCAGCGACCACAAUUUACAAUUCUUAAGCCAUAACGUCAAACACCAGGCUAUCUUUCUCCCGUUUGAAGGAACCAAAAGAAGGUUGCUUUCGCGGUCCAAGAACGCGGAAUUCUACAUACUCACCAGGCUUGGCUUAACUAAAGUUUCCGUGAAUCUCGAUUGGGUAGCCCCGUCUCUUGCGUCUCGUGCCAAGAUGAAGAGCCUAUCAGUGGUGCUGGUGAAACUGCAAGGACACAAUGGACCAAAAUGGAAGGACGGGCAGACGCAGACCAACAGAGACGCAGAACAACCCGAGACCAAGUCCGUGUCUCUGGCCCAGAUGAAGAGGGUAUCAGUGGUGCUGGUGGACUGCUGCAGACCACAAGGACGACAAGUGAAGGAGGAGGAUGAGAUGCAGACGCAGACCAACGGAGAUGCAGAACAACCCGAGACCAGAGGUGGUCAAAGAGUUCGAAGAGCUUCGAAGAGCUCCAAGAGGAGGCCAGAUCUCGAAGCACGUCAGAUAACAAAAGUGGGGAAAGAGCCACAUCAAUGUUCUGAGUGUGGAAAGACCUUUGGUAGUUUAUCACAUCUGGUCAGACACCAGAGGAGCCAUACUGGAGAAAAGCCAUUUCAUUGUUCAGAGUGUGGAAAGACGUAUGCUCGGCUGUUUGGUCUGAAGACACACCAGACGAUCCAUACUGGGGAAAAGCCAUAUCCGUGUCCUACAUGUGGGAAGAGGUUCAGAACCAGUGAAUCCCUGGCUAGCCAUAAGAGAACACAUACUGGAGAAAAGCCAUAUCACUGCUCAGAGUGUGGGAAGACUUUUAGGCAGGCGUCUAUUCUUAGAGCUCACCGGAUGAUCCAUACUGGAGAAAAGCCACAUGCGUGUACUACGUGUGGGAAGUCCUUUAAUAGGAAGGCUUCUCUCAGGAUACACCUGCAAACUCAUUCCGGGGGGAAAAGUUAUCACUGUCGUCAGUGUGGAAAGUCCUUUAGACAGAAGGUUAAUCUAAAUUCACACAGGUGCAUUCGUAACGAGGGAAAUUUGUUUCAUUGUUCUAAAUGUGAAAAGACGUUUACUCAGGCGGGCCAUCUCAAGAGUCACCAAAUGGUCCAUACUGGGGAAAAGCCAUAUCUGUGUACUGCCUGUGAGAAGAGUUUCAAAACCAGGCAAGAGCUCGAUCAUCAUAAGGUAAUACAUUCAGGAGAAAAGCCAUAUCACUGCUCAGAUUGUGGAAAGACUUUUAGUCGGAUCCCUUCUCUUAAAUUGCACCAGAAGAUCCAUACUGGGGACAAGCCACAUCAGUGUACUACAUGUGAGAAGAGUUUUAAGAGUAAAAAACAGCUGAUUGACCAUAAGGGAAGACAUUCUGGUAAAAAGCCAUAUCAGUGUUCAGAUUGUGGAGAAGCUUUUUAUUAUGCAUCUAAUCUCAAAAGACACCAGGCAAUCCAUACUGGGAGAAAGCCACAUCAGUGCACUACAUGUGAGAAGAGUUUUAGGAGGAACACAGAGCUCGUUUACCAUAUGAGAACACAUUCUGGAGAAAAGCCAUAUCCAUGUAAAACGUGUGGAAUGUCCUUCAGUGAACGGGAUUGUCUUAAGAAACACCAGAGAAUCCAUACUGGAGAAAAGCCAUAUCAGUGUUCUACAUGCGGGAAGAGUUUUAGAACCAGUGGGAAGCUUACUAUCCAUAAGAGAAUCCAUACUGGAGAAAGGCCAUAUCAGUGCUCAGAAUGUGAUAAGACUUUUACUCAGGGGAUAAUUCUUGCGCUCCAUCAGAGAACACAUACUGGAGAAAGGCCACAUCAGUGUUCAGAGUGUGGAAAUACUUUUUCUCAGGCAUGUGAUCUCAAGAAACAUCUGAUGAUCCAUACUGGACAAAGGCCAUAUCAAUGCUCAGAUUGUGGAAAGACUUUUUCUCUGGCAUGUCAUCUCAAGAAACAUCUGAUGGUCCAUACUGGAGAAAAGCCACACCACUGUUCUACAUGUUGGAAAUGUUUCAGAUUCAAAGGAGAGCUUACUGUCCAUCAGAGAACACAUACAGGGGAAAAGCCAUAUCAGUGUUCAGAGUGCGGAAAGACUUUCAUAGAGGCGGGUAGUCUCAAGAAACACCAGAGGAUCCAUACUGGAGAAAGGCCAUACCAGUGUUCAGAUUGUGAAAAGACUUUUACAGAUCCGAGUCAACUCAAGAAACACCAGAUGAUCCAUACUGGGGAAAAGCCACACCAGUGUUCAGACUGUGGAAAGACUUUUACUCUGGCGAUUACUCUCAAGAUACACCAGAUGAUCCAUACUGGGGAAAAGCCACAUCAGUGCACUUCAUGUGAGAAGAGAUUCAGAACCAGUGGAGAGCUCACUAUCCAUCAGAGAACACACACAGGAGAAAAGCCAUAUCAGUGUUCAGAGUGUGGAAAGAUCAACGUAAGAAAGUAUUGCCUCAGGAUACAUGAGAGGAUCCAUACUGGAAAAAAGCCCCAUCAGUGUUCAGUUUGUGGAAAGACUUUUACUCAGGCAGGUAAUCUCAAGACACAUCUGAUGAUCCAUACUGGAGAAAAACCAUAUCCGUGUUCAGAUUGUGGAAAGACUUUUUCUGGUGCGGGUGAUCUGAAGAGACACCAAAGGAUCCAUACUGGACAAAAGCCAUAUCAGUGUUCAGAUUGUGGAAAGACUUUUUCUCGGUCGUAUCAUUUCAAAACACAUCUGAUGAUCCAUACUGGAGAAAGGCCAUAUCAGUGUGCUACAUGUGGGAAGAGUUUCAAAACCAGUGGAGCGCUUAUUGUCCAUGACAGAAUACAUACUGGAGAAAAGCCAUAUCACUGUUCACAUUGUGGAAAGACAUUUACUGAGGCAGGUUCUCUCAAAAAACAUCAGACGAUCCAUACUGGAGCAAAGCCAUAUCACUGUGCUACAUGUGGGAAGGAUUUCAAAACCAGUAGAGUGCUUAAUGUUCAUAAAAGAAUACAUACUGGAGUUAAACCAUAUCAGUGUUCAGAUUGUGGAAAGACUUUUACUCGGGCAGAUAGUCUGAAGGGACACCAGAGGAUCCAUACUGGGGAAAAGCCAUAUCAAUGUUCAGAUUGUGGAAAGACUUUUGCUCAGGCAAGUCAUCUGAAGAUACAUCAGAUGAGCCAUACUGGGGAAAAGCCAUAUCAGUGUCCUACAUGUGGAAAGGGUUUCAAAACCAGUAGAGUGCUUACUGAUCAUCAGAGCAUACAUUCUGGAGUAAAGCCAUAUGAGUGCUCAUAUUGUGGAAAGACUUUUGCUUAUGUGAGUAAUCUGAAGACACACAAGAGGAUCCAUACUGGACAAAAGCCAUAUCAGUGUGCUACAUGUGGAAAGGGUUUCAAAACCAGUACAGAACUUACUGUCCAUCAGAGAACACAUACUGGAGAAAAGCCAUAUCACUGUUCAUAUUGUGGAAAGACUUUUACUCAGGCAGGUCACCUCAAAACACAUCAGAUGAUCCAUACUGAACAAAAGCCAUAUCAGUGUUCUCAGUGUGGAGAGGCAUUUGGUAAAACAUCUCUUCUUAGGAGACACGAGAGGAUCCAUACUGGAGAAAAGCCAUAUCAGUGUGCUACAUGUGGAAAAAGCUUCAGAAGGAAAGGAGAACACACUCUUCAUAAGAAAACACAUACUGGGGAAAAGCCAUAUCAGUGUUCAGAUUGUGGGAAGACUUUUACUCAGGUGAGUAGUCUCAAGACACACCAGGUGAUCCAUACUGGAGAAAAGCCAUAUCAGUGCUCAGAUUGUGGAAAGACUUUUCGUCGGGUGAAUGAUGUCAAGACACACCAGAUGAUCCAUACUGGGGAAAAGCCGUAUCACUGCACUACAUGUGGGAAAAGCUUCAGAACGACAAGACAGCUCACUCUCCAUCAGAGAACACAUACUGGAGAAAAGCCAUAUCAGUGCACUACAUGUGGGAAGAGUUUCAAAACCAAUAGAGAGCUCACUCUCCAUCAGAGAACACAUACUGGAGAAAAGCCAUAUCAGUGCUCAGAAUGUGGAAAGACUUUUCGUCGGGUGAAUGAUGUCAAGACACACCAGAUGGUCCAUACUGGAGAAAAGCCAUAUCACUGCACUACAUGUGGGAAGAGAUUCAAAACCAGUAGAGAGCUCACUUUGCAUACAAGAACACAUACUGGAGAAAAGCCGUAUCAGUGCACUACAUGUGGGAAAAGCUUCAGAACGACAAGACAGCUCACUCUCCAUCAGAGAACACAUACUGGAGAAAAGCCAUAUCAGUGCACUACAUGUGGGAAGAGUUUCAAAACCAAUAGAGAGCUCACUCUCCAUCAAAGAACACAUACUGGAGAAAAGCCAUAUCAGUGCUCAGAAUGUGGAAAGACUUAUGCUCAGGUGAGUAAUCUUAAGACACACCAGAUGGUCCAUACUGGAGAAAAGCCAUAUCACUGCACUACAUGUGGGAAGAGAUUCAAAACCAGUAGAGAGCUCACUUUGCAUACAAGAACACAUACUGGAGAAAAGCCGUAUCAGUGCACUACAUGUGGGAAAAGCUUCAGAACGGCAGGAGAUCUCACUGUUCAUCAGAGAACACAUACUGGAGAAAAGCCAUAUCAGUGCUCAGAUUGUGGAAAGACUUUUACUAAUACAAGUAAUCUCAAGGUACACCAGAUGAUCCAUACAGGGGAAAAGCCAUAUCACUGCUCUACAUGUGGGAAGAGAUUCAUAGACAGUGCAAAUCUCACUAUGCAUACGAGAACACAUACUGGAGAAAAGCCAUAUCAGUGCACUACAUGUGGGAAGAGAUUCAGAGGCAAAAGACACCUCACUCUCCAUAAGAUAAUACAUACUGGAGAAAAGCCAUAUCAGUGUUCAGAUUGUGGAAAGACUUUUAAUCAGGUGGGUAAUCUCAAGAGACACCAAAGGAUCCAUACUGGAGAAAGGCCAUAUCAGUGUUCUCAGUGUGGGAAGUCUUUUACUAGUGUGAGUUAUCUUAAGACACACCAGAUGAUCCAUACUGGGGAAAAGCCAUAUCAGUGCACUACAUGUGGGAAGAGAUUCAAAACCAAUACAGAGCUCACUGUCCACAAGAGAACACAUACCGGAGAAAAGCCAUAUCGGUGCUCAGAUUGUGGAAAGACUUUUACUAAUGUGAGUAAUCUUGAGGUACAUCAGAGGAUCCAUACUGGAGUAAGGCCAUAUCAGUGCUCAGAAUGUGGAAAGACUUUUACUACUGUGAGAAAUCUCAAAAUACACCAGAUGACCCAUACAGGGGAAAAGCCAUAUCACUGCACUACAUGUGGUAAGAGAUUCAAAACCAAUAGAGAGCUCACUAUCCAUAAGAUAACACAUACUGGGGAAACCUACCAGUGUUCAGAUUAUGGAAAGACUUUUAAUCAGGUGAGUAUUCUCAAGAGACACCAGAUGAUCCAUUCUGGAGAAAGGCCAAAUCAGUGUUCUCAGUGUGGGAAGUCUUUUACUAGUGUGAGUUCUCUUAAGAGACACCAGAUGAUCCACACUGGGGAAAAGCCAUAUCAGUGCACUACAUGUGGGAAGAGAUUCAGAAGAGAAGGACAUCUCACUCUCCACAAGAGAACACAUACUGGAGAAAAGCCAUAUCGGUGCUCAGAUUGUGGAAAGACUUUUACUAAUGUGAGUAAUCUCAAGAUACACCAGAUGAUCCAUACUGGGGAAAGCCAUAUCACUGCACUACGUGUGGGAAAACAUACAUAAGUAAUAUGGAGCUCACUAUCCAUAUGAGAACACAUACUGGGGAAAAGCCAUACCAGUGUUCAGAUUGU